UGUGCUACUUCCGCCUUCUGACUUGUGACGUCGCAACCGUUAACAAGUAGCAAUGUGAGAGGUGCGAACCGAGAGGCAACACCGAGACGAAAAGCACAUAACUUGGCUUCCCGUUCCUCGACCGCUCCUCUAACCCAACACCCACCCGCCAUCUCGGCUUGAACAGAAUACCUGGGUCGAAGCACCAGCCGAACUCGGACAGCCGGACUUCAGAGAUCUCCAGACGGCAUGGGAGAAACAGCAGUUAGAGAGGAUGGUGCAGUGAUCCGAUCAGCUGAGUAUGUCGGGUCGUUUUCGGUGGACGACAGCUGCCUGGAUGACCAGAUGGAUCAGUUGCACAGGAACCUGAAGACCCUGAAUCCUUUUUUUUCCCCCCAUCCAUUUUCUGUACCACUGUACUUCUGCUGUCAGACAUGCAAGAAAAGUAGGCCUGUAUCCCUCAAGUUCUCCAUCAAAGGCGUGAAAAUGUAUGACGAGGAUGAAACGACCCUCCUGAUGGCCCACGCCCUUCGUAGAGUGUCACUGUCCACCGCUCGGCCCAGCGACUCCCAGUUCGCCUUUGUCUCCCACAACCCGGGCAGCGGCGACGCCCAGCUGUACUGCCAUGUUUUCAGAGCCAGACACGCCAGAGCCGCUCAGUUCCUGAACCUUCUGCUGUGCCGCUGUUUCCAACUCUCUUAUUUGGAGAAGCACCCGGACGAAGCCCAGGAACUCUCUUCCGGCUCCGCACCUCGACGUAACCCGUCGCUUCUCAACCAUGGCUUCCCGCUCAGUGUUAGCGCCCUGGUGUCUUUCAGAAGAGCUCCCUUUCGAGGCUUGACGUUCGGAUCCAAGAAAGAUUACAAGGUUUGUGACGAGCAGCCUCUUGGCAGCCAAGACGAGGUCUUUCCCACCUACUCGCCGUCCCUGGUGCGCAAGAAAGCCAUCCGCAACAAAGUGCUACGCUCCGGGGCUUACCGCUCCUUCACGUUCACGCCGCUCAAGCAGCGCCACGUGCAGGAGCGCCUCAGCGCCUCACAAGUAGAAAAGGACCAAGACAAGAUCCCAGCAAGACGAUCCCGGAUUUCGAGCCUGGCCGAAACUGAGGAAGCGCUGGCUCAGGCUGUGUGGUGUUGGGAUGGUAUCGCAACUGACAGUAGCUACUCCCUCCUGGCUGAUGACGUUUUGGGAUCCUACCUCCUGUGCCCGCACCCCAGGAAACCCAAAAGCGGAUCACUCAUCAUUCGCUUCCCGUCUGGCCUCAUCACCCACCUCAUUCAAAACACGCGUAAAGGGAAUUUUCUCUUGGAGAAAUGCAAAGCUGAAUUUAGUUCCAUCGGAGAGCUGAUUGAAAAUUACACGGAGAGCCAGGAUGGACUGCCGUGCCGGCUGAGCUGUGCUCGGGUCAACCACUGCUACGAGUGGGAGGAGGAAGACUACCCAGAGCCCAAAGCCCAGGAGCUAGACACAAACUUGAACAAAAGUAGAAUGCAGAGGAUUGGGAAAGGGAAGUGGAUGAAAUUUGGACACUAGAAGAGGGCAACUGCUAACCCUUUUUUUUUUGUAUGUACAUGUCAUCCUUCCCUAAGUCACAUUACGUGUGGUGGGACAUUUCAAAGUUUAUUAAUGCUUGGCGCACCUUUUUAUUCACCGUGUUGGCACUUCAAGUUUGUAAAAUGUAUAGGCCAUUUCUUCAAGGCUGUUUUUUUUGUAUUUGCUGCUUUUAUGUUUUUAUAUGUGUAUUUUUUUAAAUCAAGUUCCACAGUGUUUAUAAGGCAUGUACUUGUCCUACACAGUAUUUGCUCAAUCUUUAUGGGAAAAAGAGCCCAGGUUGUUAAAUCUGAUGGCAAAGCUGUUUCCCCCCCUCAGUUUUCAAAAUGCUGCAAAUAUAUUUGUUUAAAUUCAA
Molecule: messenger RNA, 1885 nt
Organism: Syngnathus typhle (broad-nosed pipefish)
Lineage: Eukaryota; Metazoa; Chordata; Actinopteri; Syngnathiformes; Syngnathidae
Gene: sh2d5
Product: SH2 domain containing 5
Exons: 10
Coding region: 229-1512 (427 amino acids)
Cellular component (GO): postsynaptic density
Source: RefSeq, a predicted model, not a curated record